This is a messenger RNA of Coregonus sp. 'balchen', 9639 nucleotides long. The record is from the annotation of a GenBank genome assembly. Lineage: Eukaryota; Metazoa; Chordata; Actinopteri; Salmoniformes; Salmonidae.
AUGAGUUGCCUCAAAGAGCAAACCCACAGAAGUCUGGACAAUGAUGGAUCCGAAACCUCAGCUGUCUAUUCCUCUGAGAACUAUGGUUGCCACCUAAGAACAUUGGACGUCAACAUUGAUUCAGGAGAUCACACAGACUUCAGUGUGUCAGGAGUGAUGCCCCAUGGUUCAGGUGGAGAGUGGUCAGGGUCCAGCAGGAUGGAGCACCACUGUACCAACUACAGAUUCUACCCACCACCACAUGAUGCUGAGCCCUCACUCCCUCAAUACCCAUUUGCUACUCAUGGAGAUGAUGUGCUCCCCCAGUCUAGCCCGUUCCAUUUAAUGAACCCCAGUUUAGCUAAUAACAGCCAUCUCAGUUCACUUGGUGGCCAGUGGUCAUCUGAGGGCCCAGUCCACUGCAAUAUGAUGUCAGUAAGUGCUAAUUCAAACCAACAACAAACCUUAGAAAUUAGAAUUACAUUACAAUCCUCAAUCUAUGGGUGAGUUUGUAUUGCAACACCUGGCGCCCCGAGUGGGUGGAGAUUUUUAAAAUGACCAAUAGAAUGGUCUAAAAGGUGCAAACCCCGCCCACCCGGGGCAUCCCGGCGAUGCAGAAUGAACUUACCCAAUACGCUCUGAUAUUUUAUUGAAUAUUUUCAUAUCACUAUCAAUUAUUUAGGUGGUACAGUAUAUUGCUCUAAUUCAAGUUUGUGUUAUGUUACGGAUUCAUAUUAUUUUGUUUUGUCCAGGGUGAAAUCUAUGAUGCUGUGGCAAGCAUUUGCCCAGACAGCAAGGAUGACCACGGACGAGAGUCCUAUCGCAAACAGGAGACAAUGGUAGAGCUAAUGCCUCAGAAUCAAAUGGACAUCAGUCAGUCUGUAAGAUGAUUUCAAACUUACUGUCUGAUGUGUACAAGUGUACAUGUAACCUACAUACUGCACAUGCUUGCAAUGACACAGCUAAAUGGUAAUGCAUAAUAACAUAUAAUGCAGGACCCCAUACAACCUUUACCAGAAAGCAUUUCUUUCAUUAAUUGUGCACUGCAGGAAUAGACACAUUCUUGGAUUCAUGUGAUCAAUGAAAAAGUGUUGACUGUGUGAAAAACAUGGGCUAAAUGUCAGCAUAACAAUUCAAAUAUCAGUCUCACAUAGCAAAGAUAAUUAUAUGAUUUUAUCUAGCCAUGGAAACCUGAUUGAAUGGUUAUGCUUGAAUAGGGCUCUCUGAGUCAAAAGAUAGAGCAGUAUUCUAAACAUGAUUGCAAUGACCUUACAGGAGUCAAAUGGUGCGUUAGUUUGUGUUAAUAAGCGAUAAUUCUUACAAGAGGAUAUGUGAAGGUCCUUUCAUAACAACCGUAACUGAAGACCAUUACUGUGUGGAUUCUCAGUGAAAUGCAUCUUUAGCUGUGAAAUGCCAGGCAUCUGAUUAUAUAAUCUCUGUGUUUCCGGUCUCUAGGCCAAUGGGCCGCUCACUGUGUAUCUGCAGCACCUAGACCACCAGCCUGGGGAGAACGCCACUGUGAGUCUCUAAUUGUUUAGCUGAGAGUUAUAUAUAAAACUCACUGGGCACAGACUUCAAUUCAACGUCUAUUCCACGUUGGUUUAAUGUAAUUUCAUUGAAAUGACGUGGAAACAAUGUUGAUUCAACCAGUGUGUGCCCAGUGGGAAGUUUCCAUCAUUAUUACACAACAUGUAUUACCUUUAGGCACUACUGUACACAUUCAAUUGCACAAUGAAGGCCUACUCCACAGAUGGACAUAGUUCUGUGAGUGUGUUGAAGUAAACUCUAACUCCAUAUAGAGUACCACAGUAUGAGUCAUAAUACCCAUAAAACCUAGCGGUCAAACAGGGAAAUGGUUCAAAUAGUUUUUUCACCAUUCAUUUUUCCCAUAGGGGAUUUUAGAAACACUUAAAAUAAGGGCUGUGUUUCAUGUAGGCUUACUCUGGCGUGAAGUUUUGAUAACCGUGUAAAUCUCUCUCGGACAAGGUGACUUUUAUCAAUAUAUUUGCCUGUAUUUAACCCCCCAAAAUUAAAUGCUAAUUAACUCAUAGCUCAUACAGAACUACAAAUGCCAUGAUCUGGAUGAGACUGCCGAAUCGAGGCAGAGGUAAGAAUAUCUGGAUGAACUCUCUAUUGUUAACGGAAUUUAGUCAUGAAUAAAUUGGCAACAUUUACUUAAAUUGACAAUUCUGUUAACUGUCUUGGGCAAGUUUUAAAAUAACACUACCUGUUAGCUAAGGUGUCAGCUAAAGAUGACGUACAGGAGCUUGCAGGGAUUUGUAGUCUUGCAUGAUGUCUACUUUUAUGCUAAUUAGCAUUUUCGAAUCUGAGAGUAGAGCCGAAUAUAUUGAUUUACAUGGUUAUCAAAAUGUCACUCCAGGGUAAGCCUACACAAAACACAGCCCUUAUUUUAAGUGUUUCAAAAUCCCCUAUGGGAAAAAGGAAUGGUGGGAAAACGAUUAUUUGACUGCAAGGUUUUAUGGGUAUUAUGACACGUCCACUGUGGGGCUCUAUCUAGGUUGUGUGCAACAUGAGUGGCCGAGGGCAGAUGGUGGUAAUGAACCACUGUAGCCCAGGUCAGAUACUCCACUCCCUGCCUCCUGGCCACCCAGACUGCAGUCCAGAGACCCACUACUACACCACAUCCUCUAAGGGAAAUUCAGAGCAGACCUACUCAAUGGGAAAAGGUUAGAGGCAGGCAGAUCACAUCUUAGUGCUGUGUUGUUGAUGUGUAGGCUACCAUGAAGAAUCUUGAUCAUCCCGCACAACAUAGGCCUACUGUUGUUGAGCUGUUCUGGUUAUUUGAAUACGGAAUAAGUAAGCCGAUAUUGAUGUAUCAACUAUUUCAUCCCAGAAUGCUUAUUAUGUAUUUUUAGAGAAAUGAAUGUACAUUCAUGACUGCAAAAGACAAAUGACAAGCCUGUGAUUCAUAGCAGGCAUUAUGAUGUGUUGUGUAGUAUCGCCAGUAAUCUCAUUCUUCAUGUACAACAGCCUCUCAGUCCUACCUGCCAUCUAUGAGCCUGCCUCCCAUUGGGCCCAACCACAGCCUCCUUUCCUCCAACCUGCUGGUCUCCCCUGGUCCUCCUGGCUCUGAAUACAGCUACAACCACAUGCCUGGACCCUACUUCUCACAGGUCAGUAGCAUGUCAGUCUCAGCCUCAAGUCUCAUGACCUGCAUAAGAUUAACUGUGUCUCUAACAAUCUAGAAAAUGUAGGUCAGAAUGUUUGCUAUUACUACUGAUAAAUAACACCAAAUCAACCAUCGAACUUGAAAAGCUAAAAAGAAAAAUGAACUUCAUAACAAUUGACCAUUGAGUUGAAAGGUGACAUUAUGUAUACGGUUGUCCUACCAGUACCACCAGUAUCCUGAGUAUCCUGACUCCCUGGGUCUGGUCCCUGAUGGGCAGUCCAUGGCAAGCAGUGUCUUACGGUAGGAACUUUAGGGAUGUGACAAAUGGAAACUGUUUCUUAACGUUUAAACUGCAAUUUUUUAUCGGUUUUCCAUUAAAACGAGAAGAAAAAUGCAAAAGAUUCCACGUGAAUCCACUAAAAUACUACUUUAGUAAAAGUCUAAAAGUAUCUGGUUUUAAAUGUACUUAAGUACAGUGGUGGAAAAAGUACUCAAAUGUCAUACUUGAGUAAAAAUAAAUGCUAUACAUCCAAUUCACUAUAUUAAGCAAACCAGACGGCUCGAUUUUCACGUUUUUUAUUUAUUUACGGACAGAUGGACACACUUCAACAUUCAGACAUAAUUUACAAAUGCAGUAUUUAUGUAUAGUGAGUCCGCCAGAUCAGAUGAAGUAGGGAUGGCAACCCGUUAUAUUGAUAGGUGCGUGAAUUGGACCAAAAUUCUGGCCUGCCUGAGCAUUCAAAAUGUAACAAGUACUUUUUGGUGUCAGGGUAUGGGAGUAAAAAGUACAUCAUAUUUUAUUUAGGAAUGUAGUGGAGUAAAAGUAAAGUUGUCAAAAAUAUAAAUAGUAAAUAAAGUACAGAUACCCCAAAAAACGACUUAAGUAAUACUUUAAAGUAUUUUUACUUAAAGUUGCAAUAUGUUACUUUUUGAGCGACCCGACCAAAUUCACAUAGAAAUGUGAGUUAUAGAUCUCUCAUUCGCAUUGAAAGCAAGUCUAAGAAGCAGUAGAUCUGUUCUAUGUGUAUUAUUUCUAUGCUUCCCGUUCUUAAGUUUAGUUUUUGCGUCUUUUACUUUUUGUUUUUGUACACCAGCUUCAAACAGCUGAAAAUACAAUAUUUUUGGUUAUGGAAAAUAUAUUUCACAGCGGUUUAGAUGUUACAAUGAUUCUCAACACUAUACUUGCUUUUUUGUCACAUAAACUGAAAUUAGGCAAACUAUUAGAAUUUUUGCAACCAGGAAAUGGCGGAGCGAUUUCUGCAUAGUGCAUCUUUAAGUACUUUACACCACUGGUGGCCACUUGCUGUUGUGUUUGAUAGUGAUCAUUCAAGUCUGCAAGUGUUUUGAGAAGGGUGUAACUGCAGCUUGCAAUUCGGGGCGUUCCUGCAUGUGGGCAUUCCUGCAUCUGCAGGAACCCCUCUUUAUACUUCCAUUUGUACAUUUUAAAGCUAUGACUCCAGUACAUAGGCAGGAGGCAGGGACGCUCCAGUACAGUAAAUGGCAGUAAUGCACCAUAACGUUGAAUGCCAACCGCUGAUAAACCCCAGUGAAGAAAGAUACACACCGGUAGAGUGUCCCUCGCUCCUGUUCUGUUAACGAUGCCGAGGACACUGUGUGCUAGCUUAGCCAGCUAGUCCUAAGGAGGACUCCGGUACACAGCAGGUGGGAGGCAGGAGCGACACCGUGUGCCAGCUAGCUAACUAUGACACUGCAGAUAUUGUCAUCAGAUCAUAUGGUCAGCAGGUCAUGGUAGUAACUGUGCAUCUUCUCUUUCACCCUGAUCAAGUCUCAGUGGAUCUCUAUGGGACUCCAAAUCCAAGAAGCCUUGCAACUGCACUAAAUCUCAGUGUCUCAAACUGUGAGUUGUAUCACAACCAGUCAUUUAUAUUUUGAAUAAGUUAGAUAUACAGUAGUUUCUUUCAUACUCUGUUAUCUGUUAUGUAGACUCGUGUGAUCUCACGUGUGAACGUUUGUAGAAUGACCAAACAAUGACUCAGAAAUCAUUGGGUGUUUCCUAAGGCCUUCACUCCUCAUGUUAUUUGCUAUUGUAUGUCAUCAUGACAUUGUGGUCUAAUCACUGUGUAUGCUAUCUUUGCAGUUACUGUGACUGCUUCGCUAACGGCGACGUCUGCAGCAACUGCAACUGCAUCAACUGCUGCAACAACAAUGAGCACGAGUCAGAGAGAUACAAGGCCAUCAAGGUACAGUGUAACACUUGUCUCAUUUGAGUUUUUCCUGGUCAGGUCACAUGGUUAGGAACAACUCCUGGCCCUACUGAUUACAAGUUGUCCAUUCUGUGGCAGUCAUGACAUUUUGUCAGCUGGUUAUUGUCAUGCAAAAGACUGCUGGUCUCACCGUAAUUGACCGAUAAUAUAAGUCUGCCAUUAUUUGUAUGAUUUUAUAGUAAGAAUAAUAAAAUGGAACUUAGCUGAAUAAAAUAGUAAGGAUAUUUUUCCGAUUCCGGAGCGAGUGCGCAUAUGAAGUGGCUAUGUUGAACGUAAAAGUGAUAAUUUGAAAUGGGUCCUAUACGCUAGAUUUAGAGUUAUUUGUCAACUUUAGUUGUGAAUGAUACAAACCUUAGAGUGUCUUAGAAAUAAAAACAUAUAUGAGCUGCAUGAUGCGACUAUAGGCUAUUGAACAUUUGAGAAAGUAGCAAAAAAAGCUUGUUCCUUGCUUCAGGCUGCACACGCUGUUCUCUCAUCAAGUGAUCAUAUUUUCACUAUUCUCAAUUUAAUCUUGUCUUUACUAAUAUGUCAAAUUAGUUUCGAUUUAGAAUUGCCCAUUAUGUGAGAAAAGGGAAGAAACCCGCAUGCUGCUCUUGCUAGCAUGCUGCUCUUGCUAGUAUCACUGUUCUUUAUUAAAACCUUCGUCAGGCCUUAAGGCCGAUGCGUAGAGCUUAAUAAAGAACAGUGAUAGUAGCAAGAACAGCGUGCGUGUUUCUUAUUUAUUUUUUAUCUCAUGUUAUUCAAUUGUUACCAUGCACCUGCAACAAAGAUAGCUCAAAUGUGCGAGUGCCUUUUGAAUUUAGAAUGGCCCAUUUUCAAAUGGGCAGGAACGGGGCAGGGGAAAAAAGACGUCAUCCAUAUGCACUCGAAUAGCGAAUGAAGCACCCCCGCUGGUUCGUUUUUCAAUCAUGCUGGUAGGCUUCUCCAGUUAUUUCACUCCAUGCAUCAACCGCUGUUUGAGGAGCAUGCAGCCUCUCACUGUGCGACAGGUGAUAUUCCACCAUGGGCUCUCCAAUUAUGUUCCUGCAGCUACCCAGUGCUUAAUUUGGGAAACCAAGUGAAAUCUGUUCGGGAACAUAGUUUUCACAACUAAACAUAUUUCAUUAAACUGUUGCGAGCCCCUCUCUCUGCCCGCUGGAGAGAGGAAUGAAGGAGAGAGAGGAGAUGGAAAUGCACAGUGGUGAGAUAUUCUGUAGCUAAAGGUAAUGUGUCAGCCUUUUAAUUAUGAAAAUAUAAAAAAUGCCCUAUUCAAAAUCAAAUACAAAUUCACUAUUACUGUAGGCUUAGCCGCCCUGCACAAUCAAUGAACCAACAGCAUUGCUUAGGCAUGAUGAAAAUGUAUGCACUCACUAACUGUAAGUUGCUCUGGAUAAGAGCGUCUGCUAAAUGACUUAAAUGAAAAUGUAUGAAAGACAUCUUAAAUCAGUUUUUUUUAAAUGUUUUUCUGUCAUGCGUAAUAUGCAGUAGGGUACGUAUUGUAAGACAGCACAAUCAUUAUUUUAAAUCAGGAUUUCCGGGAUUGGGCUCAUAGGCCUAUGCGUAUGCAUAAGCUCUAAUAGUAUGGAGGUUUUGAAUUAAUCAUCACCUUAGAAAGCGCUAUCCAUUUCGUUGUGUUAGGCUUUAAAACAACAUCCACAAUGACCAUGUUUUCCACUCAGUUUCAACCUGUUGUUGAACUUCUUUCUUCAUAUUGAUCAGUUACAUUGAGGUGUUUUAAAAGCACGAUACUGUUUUGAUGAUGUGUUUGAUGUGAUGUUUUAUUGCAUUUGCAUUGAUGUCAGAGUUGUUAGAGGGACAAUAGAGCCCUAAGUACCAGGCCAUUAGGACCUGAUGGUCGUUAGUGAGUUAGGUACUACCAACGCAUGUCCAGAGUGCGUAAGAGGAGAUUACUUGAGUCAUGUGGCAUUUUGAUUGCCGAUGUGGCGGUAAUAUGGUCACCGCAACAGCGCUAAUCAUGUCUUGAAACAACUGAUGAAGUAGUUGAGGGGACCCCCAUAGUAUCUGCCUGCUGUCAUUCCUGACAGGCACUACACUGCUUGAAUGAACUCAUCAGGGUUUGUAUUGAACCAUUUAAGGACUCGCCCAAGGUUAGCGGGUCAGACUAUUAGGGGAGUUUGAUGGCUCAGUGAGUCACUGGAGUUAAGGCCUGCAGACAGAAAGACACAACAGCUUCAGUGGACCAGGGUUCUGCUACACUCUUAGAAAAAUGGGUUCCAAAAAGGAUCUUCGGCUGUCCCCAUAGAACACGUGUCAAACUCAUUCCACGGAGGGCCGAGUGUUUGUGGGUUUUCGCUCCACCCUUGUACUUGAUUGUUGAAUUAAGGCCGCUAAUUAGUAAGGAACUCCCCACACCUGGUUGUCUAGGUCUUAAUUGAAAAACCUGCAGACACUCGGCCCUCCGUGGAAUGAGUUUGACACCCCUGCCACAGAAUAACCCUUUCUGGUUCAAGGUAGAAUCCUUUUUGGUUCCAGGUAGAAUCCUUUUUGGUUCCAGGUAGAACCAUUUUGGGUUCCAGGUAGAACCCUCUGUGGUAAGGGAUUUAUAUGGAACACAAAAGGGUUCUACCUGUAACCAAAAGGGUUCUACCUGGAACCAAAAAGGGUUCUUCAAAGGGUUCUCCGAUGGGGACAGUCGAAGAACCCUUUUAGGUUUUAGAUAGCACCUUUUUUUGUGUGUAUGCUGUAGUGUUAGUCUGUAUCUUUCAUCUUGUAAGGGAAAAAUAUUGUCAAUGUCAACUGAGUGUAGGGAGUCGGUGAUAUAUAAUGUUUACAUAUGCACGUAUGUAGCUAAAUGUUAUAAUUGUGUUGGUAGACUGUGGUUUCUAUGUUAUUUUAAGAUUGAUAAAAAUAUUAUUUUCCUGAAGAUUUGUCUGGACAGAAAUCCUGAGGCAUUCAGACCCAAGAUCGGCAACGGGAAACUGGGAGAGAUCAAAGGACGCCACAACAAGGGCUGCAACUGCAAACGCUCAGGCUGUCUGAAGAACUACUGCGAGUGCUAUGAGGCAUGUAUGGAUAAAACAUUACUCUGUUUGACUUAAGAGGAACCUGUAGCCUUCACAUACACUGAGUAUACAAAACAUGACAUAGACUGACCAGGUGAAUCCAGGUGAAAGCUAUGAUCCCUUAAUAAUGUCACUUGUUAAAUCCACUUCAGUCAGUGUAGAAGGGGAGGAGACAAGUUAAAUAAUGAUUUUUAAGCCUUGAGAAAAUUUAGACAUGGAUUGUGCAUGUGUGCCAUUCAGAGGGUUAAUGGGCAAGACAAAUGUAAGUGCCUUUGAACGGGAUAUGGUAGUAGGUGCCAGGCGCACCGGUUUGUGUCAAGAACUGCUACGCUGCUGGGUUUUUCACGCUCAACAGUUUCUCGUGUGUAUCAAGAAUGGUCCACCACCCAAAGGACAUCCAGCCAACUUGAUACAACUGUGGGAAGCUUUGGAGUCAACAUGGGCCAGCAUCCCUGGGGAAUACUUUGGACACCUUGUAGAGUCCAUGCCCAGACGAAUUGAAGCUGUUCUGAGGACAAAGGGGGGUGCAACUCAAUAUUAGGAAGGUGUUCCUAAUGUUUUGUACACUCAGUGUAGAAUACUAGUCUAUAACAGUAGUGUUGAACAGUAGUGUAUCUAUUGUCCCAUACAGGCCAAGAUUAUGUGCUCGUCCACCUGUAAGUGUGUGGGCUGCAGAAACUACGAGGACAGUCCAGAGAGGAAGACCAUGAUGUGGGACAGCCCUGACACCACCUUCUACAAGAAGGCCAAAUGUGACAAGGACAAGUGAGGACAUCUAAAUUAAUUCCAUGUCAAACGAAAGCACCAUAAUCAACCAGUCCCUGCUUUCUCUCCAACUCCCCCACCCCCCCAGGUUUAGUCAAUUAAAUAAUGAAUAGCUUUUUAAAAAAAUCAUAAUAAAUUAAUCCUAAACAUGAUGGAUUAAUAAGUAAUUUACUAGCAAGUAGGCCAUGAAUGAAUAUCAAUGCAUAUGUAGUGUAAGAUGAUUUUGAUUUCACUUGACAAACAAAUCAUUUAGUCUCUUCAGGCCUUGCAAAUUGCAUUAUGUUGUUGUUGUAAGGAGAGGAGAAUGGUCUCCUCUCUCCUUCUUUUGGUCACUGUUGGUCUUUUGGCUGAUAGGUGUCCUCUGUCGUGCAUCACGCUCGACGUCGUGGAAGCCACAUGCGGCUGUCUUCUGGCGCAAGCAGAGGAGGCUGAGAAGGAAGGCUACAUGCUGUGUCAAGCUGAGAAAAUGAUUUUGGAGGAGUUCGGCCAGUGUUUGACGCAGAUUGUUCGGUCAAUAUUUAAAUCUACUAGCUCGUAG